This is a messenger RNA of Durio zibethinus, 1552 nucleotides long. Its product is annotated as putative glucose-6-phosphate 1-epimerase. NCBI's taxonomy places the organism in Eukaryota, Viridiplantae, Streptophyta, Magnoliopsida, Malvales, Malvaceae. Gene Ontology annotation, cellular component: cytoplasm. The record is from RefSeq and is a predicted model, not a curated record. Gene Ontology annotation, biological process: carbohydrate metabolic process. Gene Ontology annotation, molecular function: glucose-6-phosphate 1-epimerase activity; carbohydrate binding.
UCUUCGGUAGUAGAAAGAAAAUGACAAAAGCUUUGUCAUAAUAAUCUGAUAUUUCCUUUAAUUAGUAGACCCCUCCGAAAAUCCUCUAAAAUACUCUACUUCUCUUUCUCUUUUUUCUUACUCUUUCUCUUUCGGAAGAACGAUUCAAUCGCAAGCAAGAAAUUCUAGAAUUCCUUAGAUGUCUUCAGAGAAGGUGCAUGUGGAGCACUGUAAAGGCGUCAAUGGCCUCGACAAGGUUAUCUUAAGGGAGAUUCGCGGUUGCUCUGCUGAGGUGUAUCUGUAUGGAGGUCAAGUCACUUCUUGGAAGAAUGAACUCAGGGAAGAGUUGCUUUUCUUAAGUAGUAAGGCUAUUUUUAAGCCUCCUAAGGCUAUUCGUGGAGGUGUACCAAUCUGUUUUCCUCAAUUCAGAAAUAUUGGUUCUCUCGAGCAACAUGGAUUUGCAAGGAAUCGAGUUUGGAGUGUUGAUCCUGAUCCCCCACCAUUUCCAUCAAAUACUUCUCACAGGGCCUUUGUUGACUUAAUCCUCAGGCCCUCUGAAGAAGAUGUGAAGAUCUGGCCUCAUAGGUAUGAGUGUCGGUUAAGGGUAGCUUUGGGACCUGGAGGUGAUUUGAUGUUGACAUCCCGCAUUCGAAAUACAAACACUGAUGGAAAGUCGUUUACGUUUACAUUUGCCUAUCACACCUAUUUUUUCGUCACUGAUAUCAGUGAAGUGCGAGUAGAAGGACUAGAGACACUGGAUUAUUUGGAUAACCUAAAGAACAGAGAGCGGUUCACUGAACAAGGAGAUGCAAUAACAUUUGAAUCAGAAGUGGAUAAAGUGUAUCUCGGUGCGCCAACAAAAAUUGCUAUCCUGGACCAUGAAAGGAAGCGAACGUUUGUGUUGCGAAAGGAUGGACUUCCAGAUGCUGUGGUGUGGAAUCCCUGGGAUAAGAAAGCAAAGGCGAUGGCUGAUUUGGGCGAUGAUGAGUAUAAACAUAUGCUUUGUGUGGAAGCUGCUUGUGUGGAGAAUCCCAUCACCUUGAAACCUGGUGAAGAGUGGAGAGGAAGGCAGGAGCUCUCGGCUGUUCCAUCUAGUUACUGUAGUGGACAGCUCGACCCGCGAAGAGCUCUCUUUAGUGGUUGAAUGCUGGCCUUUCUCGGGCAUCUCUUCUCAUGUACAGUCUACAGCAAUCCGGUUUGCACAGCCGAUUAGGCCUACUCCAACUGGCUCCACAGUAAGUGCUAGCCCAGCAUUAAUUGCAAAUUGUCUAUGUGCCGGAAAUUUCAUAUAAAAAAGGUAAGGAAAAUUUGCAAAUUCAGGUUCUUUGGGUGUUUGAUUACUAGUCCAUUAUUAUUUUUUUCAUAUUUCCUUUAGGAUUUAGUUACUAGGAUUCAAUUGUUAGUACAUGUAUUUUUAUUUUCAAAAGCAAAAUUUGAAUCCCCUUUUUCUUAAAAUAAAAAAAAUAAAUUAGUUUAUUCAUUGGAUUUUUAAAAAUUUAUGGUCACAUUUAUGUUGAUUUGCAUUAGUUACUACAAAUCAUUUUAUUCAUAAUGACGUAGAAAUUAGAAUACU